UUACCGAAACUCGAAACAAACCAACAGCCGUCCAUUCUUCGGCAGCCCAUUGCAGUGGACAACCUCCUGUCUACUGCUAUAAAAUCCCGACCGGUUUGCGAAUUGUGUUGUUUCUGUGCUCGGAUACACCCUUCCAGAACCUCACAAUGUCUUUGGACGAGCAAUUCAACAAGGCCGCCGAACAGGUGAAGGAAUUGACGGAGCGACCCUCGGACGAGGAGCUGCUCGAGCUGUACGGACUCUUCAAGCAGGCCAACUUCGGCGACAACACCACCAGUCAGCCGGGCAUGUUCGACCCCAAGGGACGGGCCAAGUGGGCCUUCUGGAACAAGAAGAAAGGUUUGACCCAGGAUGCGGCGAAGGAGGAGUACAUCAAGUAUGUCAAGACGCUCAUGGAAAAGCACAAGAAGUAGCACGGACACGUUGGAGUGGGCGAGAGGGAACUAUAUAUAUAUAUAUAUUGUAUCUGUUAUAAGCGCACUUUACCUUUUACGUAUUAUAUUUCGUGGUUGGAACGCCCACAUUUACGUCGAAACCAAGCUGACAAGUUUGUUGUUUGUUUGUUUUUACACGAAAGAGGAAUGCUUACAUAUCCUCGUGAACCCCUUGUGUGAUAUGUUCACCUAGCUUUAAUCCAUUCAGUCGGAUUAUUGCUAACCCGUCAAGGCAAUAACAAGGG
Molecule: messenger RNA, 679 nt
Organism: Ixodes scapularis (black-legged tick)
Lineage: Eukaryota; Metazoa; Arthropoda; Arachnida; Ixodida; Ixodidae
Product: acyl-CoA-binding protein homolog
Exons: 4
Coding region: 147-413 (88 amino acids)
Biological process (GO): fatty acid metabolic process
Molecular function (GO): fatty-acyl-CoA binding
Source: RefSeq, a predicted model, not a curated record